Eimeria acervulina is the source of this 2772-nucleotide messenger RNA. Its product is annotated as glutamine-dependent NAD(+) synthetase protein, putative. Gene Ontology annotation, cellular component: cytoplasm. The transcript has 5 exons. Lineage: Eukaryota; Apicomplexa; Conoidasida; Eucoccidiorida; Eimeriidae. The coding region runs from base 1 to 2772 and encodes 923 amino acids. The record is from RefSeq and is a predicted model, not a curated record. Gene Ontology annotation, molecular function: NAD+ synthase (glutamine-hydrolyzing) activity; glutaminase activity. Gene Ontology annotation, biological process: NAD+ biosynthetic process.
AUGUCGCUCGCGCAUCAGCACGGGCCCCAGAUGGACGCUGUCUGCGCGUCGGGGGUCCCUUCAGAGCCCCCCUCUUCCUUGGAGGCCCCUGAUGGCCUCUCAGAGUUGGAGUUUAAACGGGAGCUUCUGCGUGCCAGGUCAGAGACGCAUGCAUCACCAGACGAAGCAGUUGCAAGAAUAUCUGUAUGUACACUCAACCAGUGGGCCCUCGACUUUGAGGGAAAUUUCCGCCGGAUCGCCGAAAGUAUCGAACAGGCAAAAAGACAAGGAGCUAGAUUCCGUGUUGGUCCUGAGCUGGAGACAUGUGGGUACGGGUGUGAAGACCACUUCUUAGAGAGCGACACGGAGAUGCAUUCUUGGGAAUUAAUUGCAAAACUUUUGUCUUCAAAUUUAACCAACGAUAUUUUGGUGGAGACGGGCGCACCCGUCUUUUAUAAUGGGAGUCAAUAUAACUGCCGGGUGUUGCUGCUGGAUGGCUGCGUGUUGUUAGUGCGUCCGAAGACAUGUUUAGUCGAUGAAGGGGGCUACAGAGAGAGCCGGUACUUUGCUGCUUGGCCUGCAGCAGGAGAUGCACAGACACCGCAGAAGCAGCAGCUGCAGCAGCUCCAGCUACCCCCAGCGGUGGUUCAGGUGUCUGGACAGCAGACAGCGCCAUUUGGCAUAGCGUUAUUGGAGUGUAUAGGGAGUUGUUUAGGGUUUGAAUGCUGCGAAGAGUUGUGGUCGCCGUCUCCUCCGCAUUCGUUUUGUUAUUUGUUGGGAGCAGAGAUUGUAUCAAAUGGAAGCAGCAGUUAUUUUGAAAAGAACAAACACCAUCGGCGUUUAUCUUUAUUAAGAGAAGCAACACAAAGACACUGUGGGGUGUAUGCAUAUGCUAAUCAAGGAGGUGCAGACGGGGGGAGGGUUGUCUUCGACGGGGGUUCAGCUGUAUAUGCAUGCGGGGCCCCUGUUGCUGUGGGGCCCCGCUGCUCUCUUUUAGAAGUAUCUGUGGAGACAGUUUCUGUAGAUCUUAGUGCUGUUCGUGCAUGCAGAAGAGCAAAUCCAACAUUUCUUAGAGCAGCAGCAGCAGCAGCAGCAGCAGCACCUCUACCCAGAAUACAUGUCUCCUUUUGUCUCCGCCCCCAGAAACCCUUCUUAAUGGCGCCCAUUCGAUCCCCUUUGCUGCUGCAGCAGCAGCAGCAACAGCAGCAGCAGCAGGUGCGCAUGCAGAACGGCCCUGCUCUUGACGCAGCAGCAGCAGCAGCAGCAACAGAGGAGACAGCACAGGCAGCAGCACUAUGGCUGUGGGAUUACCUUCGUCGUUCAGGUGCUGGUGGUUUCUUUGUUGCUCUAUCUGGGGGUGCAGAUUCUGCUGCUGUUUUAUCUCUACUCGCAUUCAUGUGCCACAGAGUCUUCCAAACAAUAUACCCCCUAUUAGGGGCCCCCACAGAGGUUGUUCAGGGGCCCCCCCUAGGGGCCCCCGCUAGCAGCGAAGUGGGUUCAGUAUCCUGCGGAUCCUUACGGGGGCCCUCUGCGGGGUCCUUAGAGGGGGCCUCUGUGGGGCCUUUAGAGGGGGCCCCAGGGGGUCCCAUAGGGGGGCCCCAGGAGUGGGAAGAGGGUCUUGGGGGCCCCCUUGGUGUGCUGCGUUCAUUAGAGAAGAUAUUGGGUUUGUCUGCUGAUGCUGCUGGUUUUCCUCGUAGCUGCAGGGAGUUGUGUAACAUGUUGCUGCACAGCUGCUAUUUAGCGUCUGAAAACAGCAGCAAGCAGACGCAGCGUUUAAGCAGCAAGCUUGCGGGGGCCCUUGGUUCGUAUCAUAUUGAAGCAGAGAUUAAUUCAGCUGUUUCUUCUUUCUUAUCUUGCUUUAGAGAUGCUACAAACUGGGGGGGCCCUAACUAUAUUAGUGCUGGGGGCACUCAUCAAGAAGACUUAGCGCUGCAGAAUCUACAAGCAAGGACCCGUAUGGUUCUUUCUUAUCUGUUUGCUCAGCUUCUUCCUUUAACAAGACAAAAACAAAUUAAAAACGAGUUAACAGCAGCACCAACACCAACAACAUCAACAACGACGCAAAUACAAACAAAUGGAGUAAUACUGCAGCAUGCAGACACCCCACACUAUUCACAAACCCAUACAGACUAUCCAAUACAAGACGGGCCUCCAGGGGGGCCCCCAGGGGCCCUAAUAGGGGGGCCCCUAGGGGCGUUUCAAGGGGGAGGGCCCCUAGGGGGCCCCCAUACAGAGCCACCAAGAGGGGGGGAUUUGGGGGGGACCCCAGCUGUGGGGGGCCAGGGGGCCCCUGGGGACCUGGGGGCCCCUGGGGACCUGGGGACCCCUCGAAGCCAAGGGGCCCCUGGGGGCCUGGGGGCCCCUGGGGGUUCGGGGGCCCCUGGGGCCCCCUUGCGUGGUCGAUGUGGGCCUUUAUUAGUUGUAGCAACAGGUAAUGCUGAUGAAUGUUUACGAGGCUAUUUAACAAAAUACGAUUGCAGCAGCGGAGAUAUAAACCCAAUCGGCACAUUAGCGAAAGAAGAUGUGCGAGGAAUUUUAAAAUGGGCAGCGGAAUAUCCACCUUUAAAAUGCGAAGUGCUACACGAGAUCCUUCAGCAGCGUCCGAGUGCAGAGUUGCGCCCCCUAGCAGAGGGAGAGACACAGCAAGAUGAUGAAGUAGAAAUGGGUUUAUCUUAUGCAGAUUUAUCUCUCUUCGGAGGGUUAAGAAAGGCCUGGAGGUGUGGGCCCUUCAGUCUAUUUAGGGCCGCGCAGCUACACGGAGUUGGGGCCCCCUUCAACACCCUUUACGAGUGA